AUGUCAAAAUAUUGGCGGUUGACCUGUGUCGGAUCACUAGGAUUUUUGUUCCGAAUAAAUAUUUUUACACAACUGAUGAGUUUGAAUAAUUUGUCGUCAUUAGCCGCCAACGUCAGUAAGCCAUUCCGAAAAAUCGAGACUCGUUUGAAGAACGAGAAGUCCGAGAAUAGUAACUUAACCGACGGUGAGUUUAGGGAUCUGUUUGGUAUCUUUGGAGAAACGCUCGACCGAGCACUGGAAAUAAUCGGCAAACGAUCCAUAAAGCUAUACAAACGACAGGUCAACAAUCGCACAAUCAUCGAGAUUGCAGGAUCCAAGGAUUCGGUUUAUCGUUUCUUUCCAAACAUCAACUACUGCCCCUGCGAGGCGUAUCAAUACCACGUACUCAAGUCCCGGUCACAGUACACUUGCAAGCAUAUUUUGGCCGCAAAAAUUGCUUUGCUUUGCUUUCGCCAGAAAAUCGUCACCGAAGUUAUGCCUGAUGCGCAAUUCAAUGUCAUCGUGGAUUCGAUAACCGCAACGGGAUUCAAAUAGAUCAGUCUGGUGUGCCAAUGCACAAUUCGAAAGUGUUGUACGACAAAGGAUUAAUCAGGAAUUUGAAAAUGCUCACCCAAUCGCAAAUAACCGACUCGCAGAUCCGAUUUGUGGGUCGCAUGGACAACAUCAAAAUGUUUUACGGUGCCCUAAAGUCGCUGCAAUUCCACAACGAUGUGCUGGUCAAUUGGACAGACAAUGGAUUUAAGGCCACCGUUCAAGAUGCUAAAUAUUUGCAGGGCUCGGUCUACGUGAACAAGUCAUGUUUCACCGAAUACAGUCUGCUGGAAGAGACAACCAUUCGACUGAAUUUGGUCGUGCUCUGUGAUUGUCUGAGUAUUUUUGCAAAUAGUGGCGUCGACUGCAGCAUGAAAAUGAUCUACAAGGGUGACGGAUCCCCAGUCAUUCUAAUAUUGGAGCAACAUGGCAGCGACGAUUUGGUGACAGAAUGUUCGAUAAAAACGAAAACCUACGAGGAACCACUAGACUUUGCCAUCGACGACGAACAGGGCUGCAAUACAAUCAUUCUGCGUGGUGCCGAUUUCGCUACGUUGCUGAACGAAAUCGACAAAUCGGCCGAAGAAUUGGAAAUUUUCAUGUCGCCCAAGGCUCCGUAUUUCCGUCUGACCGUGCUGGGCGUCGUACAGUCCGAAUCGAAAACGGAAGUGGCGAAAAGCAGCGAAAUGAUCAUAACGUUCUCCUGCGACAACGAGUGCUCGAACAAAUACCGAAUGAGUCACAUACGGGGCAUGAUGAAAUCGGUACUGUUGGCCACCAAGGUGGCAAUACGAACGGAUUCGACGGGUCUGUUGAAUUUACAGUUGAUGAUCGGUCCGAGUUCGCAGAUCUGUAUCGAUUUCUUCGUCACGCCGUUGGUUGAUGAUUUUGCGGGUAAUGAUUCGAGUUAGCAUCGGCUUGCAUUGACUUAGUCGUUUCGGAAGAUUUACGGGAUUCAGGGAUUCAAAAUGUCAAAGGGACAAUAACAGCAUAUGUAUAAUGAGACACAAAAUAAAGAAGUAAAAUAAGUUCACUCUAUUGAGAGGAGAAAA
Molecule: messenger RNA, 1583 nt
Organism: Bradysia coprophila
Lineage: Eukaryota; Metazoa; Arthropoda; Insecta; Diptera; Sciaridae
Gene: Rad1
Product: Radiation insensitive 1
Biological process (GO): DNA repair; DNA damage checkpoint signaling
Cellular component (GO): nucleus; checkpoint clamp complex
Source: RefSeq, a predicted model, not a curated record